This is a messenger RNA of Vicia faba (fava bean), 513 nucleotides long. The record is from the annotation of a GenBank genome assembly. NCBI's taxonomy places the organism in Eukaryota, Viridiplantae, Streptophyta, Magnoliopsida, Fabales, Fabaceae.
AUGGCAGAAGAAGUGGCAUCACAGAUGAACUCCCUCUCAAUCUCAUCCGCAACAAUCUCCCUCGUUUCAGCUGACGACAUUGUUUUCAAGGUUGAACCAACAAUCGCAAAAGAAAUGGAAACCGUUCAGGCCUUCAUCGAUGAUACCGACGGCAAAAUCACGACAAUUCCUCUCCCGAACAUCUCCAGUCACGACGUUCCUUACAUAAUUGAAUACUGCGAGAAGAGCGUCGCCGGAACGAUAACUAAGGAGUUCGAAUCCGAGUUUGUGAAGAAGCUGAAUAAUGAAGAGGUGAAAGAGCUUUUCCUUGCUGCGAAUUAUUUGAACAUCAAGAAACUUCUGGAUUUUCUGAGUCAGGUUAUUGCGGACAGAAUUGCGAACAAGAGUGUGGAGUAUGUGAGAAGGUAUUUCGGAAUUGAGAAUGAUUAUACGCCUGAGGAAGAGGCCAAGCUUAGGGAAGAACUGGCCUGGACUUUUACUGGAGUUGAUCCAGAUGAUGAAGAUGAGAAUUAG